UUGUUAUUUUGUUUCUCCCACAAGUGUUUAUCUAAUUUUAUAAAAUAUAUAAAAUUAGAUCCAAAAAAUAUUCUAAUUAUGUAAUUGCUAUAUCGUUUAAUGUUUAGAUUAAAUAAAAAGUAUUCAAAUUGAUAAUAAUAUACAUAAUGAUUUUAUGAGUGAAAAUAAACAGUUUUGCUCUUGAGUUUUUAACAUAAAGAUGAAUAUUCUGAUUCCAAAAGAACAUGUAGUUUCCGAUGCUAGAAUAGCAUGGAAAGCGUUAAAUGGCAUAUUUGCUAUUUGCAAACCAUCCAUCGUGACAAACAUUAAUACACGAGAUACUAUAAUUUAUAAUCUAUGUAAAGACUUGAACAAUAUGUAUGUACGUCCACCGAUCAGGCAUGUAGAGAUUGAAGGUGAUACAACAAAGAAAAUGAGGAUAAUUAAAUUUCCCAGCUAUGCAGAUCAUCCAUUAGUAGUAGGACCAAGAUAUCAACCUAAAGAUUUUAAAUUAGUAUGCGCUAAUUAUCUACAUAAAGAUAUGUCAGGACUUAUGAUCUGUGGGGUGAACAGUGGUACUGGCUUGAUUCACAAACUGAAAGAUUCCAAGCUUCCGAUCAGUUAUAGAGUUAAAGGUAUCUUGGGACAAGCAACAGACACUUAUUUUAAAACUGGAAAAAUUGUUGAAAGAGCUACAUACAAAUUUAUAAGACGCAAUGCAAUUGACAAAAUAUGUGCUUCCAUGCAGGCUGUUCAUCAAAGAAAGAUGUUUGAAUUAUGUGGAUUAGAUAUGCAAAGUCAAGCUGCAUAUGAAUUGGCUGUACAAGGUCUAAUUAGACCUGCAGAUAAAAACAUCCCAAUGAUAUAUACUAUAAAAUGUACAGAUUUUACAUCCCCUGAAUUCACAUUAGAAAUUGUUUGUAUAAACGAAAGUGAUAUGUAUUUAAAAGCUAUAGUUCAUGACUUGGGAAUGCAGCUUCAUAGUGUUGCUACAUGCACUGAAAUGCAAUGCUUUCGAUAUGGAUUAUUCGAUCUGAAUAUUGCCUUACUAAAAAAACAUUGGAGUUUGCAAAAUAUUUUAGAUAACAUUCAAAUAUGUGACAGUAUACUUCAGCAAAAUAGUUAUUUAUUAAAACAAAACAGACCAAUAUUGGUGGAUCAAAGUAAUUUAACAAAAGUAAGUUAACAAAAUUUUUUUACACUGUAUAUGUAUAAUUUAAGUAUA
Linepithema humile (Argentine ant) is the source of this 1204-nucleotide messenger RNA. It is a transcript of the gene JMJD4, whose product is annotated as jumonji domain containing 4. Gene Ontology annotation, molecular function: 2-oxoglutarate-dependent dioxygenase activity; sequence-specific DNA binding; RNA binding. The record is from RefSeq and is a predicted model, not a curated record. Gene Ontology annotation, cellular component: nucleus; cytoplasm. Gene Ontology annotation, biological process: positive regulation of translational termination; RNA processing; pseudouridine synthesis. NCBI's taxonomy places the organism in Eukaryota, Metazoa, Arthropoda, Insecta, Hymenoptera, Formicidae.